GUAGUGUUUUUACAAAUCAAAUUUUGAGGUUAAGUGGUUAAGUUUGAUAUCCUGCAAGGAAUCCCUACAAUAGAUUAUUGAUAAGAAACUAUCGGUUAAGUUGAAAUGUGUUAUCCUUAGUUAUGGACAGUGACAUGACAUUUGAUGAAUUUGAAACAGAUGAAAUCGAGUUGAAUAGUGAGUUAUUUUGUGAUCUGAAACCUGUCAGUGGAGUAACUUGGAUUAAUGAUGAAGACAAUGAUGAAACUGAGUUGGGUUUCCACAGAGUUAACUCUGACCAAAUUAUUUACCAAACGAAAAAGAAGAGGUUUAAAAUGAUAGGAAAAUAUGUUAUGGGCGAUAUGUUAGGAGAGGGAAGUUAUGCUAAAGUGAAAGAGAUGUUGGACACUGAAACUUUAUGUAGACGUGCUGUUAAAAUUUUGAAGAAGAGGAAAUUAAGGAGGAUACCAAAUGGAGAAGAGAAUGUUAAAAGAGAAAUUCAACUGUUGAAGAGGUUAAAACACAAGAAUGUGAUUCAACUAGUGGACGUAAUGUAUAAUGACGAGAAGCAGAAGAUGUACAUAGUGAUGGAAUUUUGCGUGGGCGGCCUUCAAGACAUGCUGGAGAGCACUCCUCACAAGAAGUUUCCAGAGUGGCAGGCACACGGGUAUUUCUGCCAACUAGUUGAUGGACUGGAGUACCUCCACAGCCAUGGCAUCGUACACAAAGACAUCAAACCCAGCAAUCUGCUGCUCACGCUCAACGGAACCCUCAAGAUCUCUGACCUUGGAGUGGCUGAGGCACUGGACAUGUUUGCCCCCGAUGACACAUGCUUCACCAGUCAGGGUUCCCCUGCUUUCCAACCACCCGAGAUAGCCAACGGCGUGGAAAAGUUUGCCGGUUUUAAAGUGGACGUAUGGAGCAGUGGAGUCACUUUGUUCAACCUAACAACGGGGAAAUAUCCGUUUGAAGGCGACAACAUCUAUCGGCUGUUCGAGAGCAUCGGUAGAGGUGAUGUGGAGAUACCGGAGGAGGUGACGGAGCCCCUGAGCAGUCUACUGCGUGGCAUGUUGCAUAAGGAACCCGGGCCGAGGUUCACACUCAGCCAGAUACGGCACCACCCAUGGUUCCUCCGUAAACCAGGUCGGACGCUAGAGGAAGUUCCCGUGCCACCUCUCCGUGGGGAUGAACUGCACCGCAUGACAGUGCUACCAUAUCUCAUUAACUACUUCUACGGAGAAGAUGACAGCCAGUACUCUGCGGAAUACAUCACCCAGCGGCAACUCAACGAGAACCACAAGUACGUUGACUAUGCCAGCAAUGGAAACCUGGAGUCUGCCGGAGCAAAGAGUGAGCGGAAAUCAAAUAAGCCCUCUUGGAGGCGGCCGACAUCUUGUCUGAGUGUUAAGAAGCUGCCAUCUUGUCGCCCGUCGUGACUCGCAACGAGAUGGCCGGUAAUCGUAACACUACAAGUCUAAACGCACCGAGUUACCACUCCCGGACGCUUGCCGCAAGGUUGCUACGAGUCUGGCUCACUGAGACUCAGCCUGGCUGUCUGCGGUUUUUGGAGAAAAUCAUGACUUUAGUUUCAUUAAUGUUUUCCAUGGCAGAAUUUGGUUGUACGUUAGUUUAUAUGUAAUAUGGAACUUUUUUUUAUGUAUUGAUAAUUGGAGUUUAUGCUCAAUAAAUACAUUACGCUAAGCGUUAUUUGUGAGUAUGUCAGUUUUGAUUUUCUAGAAACAGUAUGUAUUUGAGUCUUCAAGUUUUAAACUUGAUCACAAUAACACUUACGUUUUUCUCGGAUUUUGGGUCGGAUUUGUACAAAUAAUGGUCAAACUGUGAUUUUGAGGAUUGUCAUUGAGAAAAGUAUAUAAUUUGAGAAGGAUUACUUACUACCAUAGCUAUACAACUAGCUCUGUCAUAUUCUAAGAAAGUAGGCAGAGAGCUUUGUCAAAACGUUAUGCUACUUAAUUUGUUAUUUUUUACUUAUUAAAGUUUUACAUAAUACAUGUUAAUCAUGUCGUAACCGUAUUAUUGCCUUGAAAACUGUACAAUCUUCAAAGAAGUUGAAACCUUACCUUGUAAGUAUAAAUAUGUAAAACAGUUGCAAAAUAUUCUUCAGACAACAAAAAUUACUUAAAACGUAUUUAGUGAAGAUAAAUGAUUAGCUGACUCAUGUAAAUGGAACACCAGUACAGUUAAUAACCUCAUCAAGUUAUGACAAAUGUUAAUUUUAUUGUCAUUUAUUAUGUAAAUUCUGUCCCAGAACCCUUUUCAAAAGUGUCAUAUACUUAUUUGGUAUUAAAAUACAACUUACAAAUUUUCUGUUCUACUUAUUGUUGUGAUACAAAAACCUCUUGAUUUUCAUCUUUAUAUAUCACUUACCUCUUUUGUUAAAGUUAUGCAUUGUAAAUAUCACAAAUUAUCAUCACUUAUCAAAAUAAUUUUUACCUUUACAUAUGUUUUUAAAAACCUUUAGAUUUUGAUAACCUUUGAAUUAUAUUUCAUUCUCUCAGUGAAUGUGUUUUAAUGCAAAGAAUACAGAAUGAUUUUAUAAUUCAGGAUGUUGUAUUAGAUUAUAAAAAAAUUCUAAUAUUACUGCCCAAAAAAAGUUGAGUUGUUAAAAAAAAUAAAAUGAUAGUUAUUUAAGUAAAUUUUUAGGAAUGUAGCACAAAUGAAGGUUGUUGGUUUAUUCGGGCAGAUUCUUUUUAGUUUUUUGUGCAGUGAUCGCCAAAGUAAAAAAAAAAUUUCAAUGAUAUUUCUGGUACAUUUGAAAGAAUGUAUGUUGUAUGCAGUCACAGCCGUGAAAUGUUAUUGGACUAUAAAUAAGUGCUACUAUACAUGUUGUUGAAAAUGUUGUUAUAUAAUGGUUUGUCCUCUGAAAUCUUUUAAAAAGGUAAAAAUUUGGACAUCCUUAAAAUGCAAGGACUUUCAAAAUAAUUCAAGAUUUGUGAAAAGUGGGUUCAAAUAUAAUGGCUACUACAUAGGCAAAUUUUAAAGUUUUCAUUCAUAUUAGGGCUGAUCUAAAAACUCAUUCAUGACAAACUUUAUUCUUAAUCAAUCAAUCCUGCAGUAAUAAAAAUUUCAAAAGACUGUACAAAUCUAGUACAGUCAAUAUUGAUUACCAGGGUAAGUAAAGGGCAUAAUUGGCCAUGGAUAACCCUAAACUAUGGAUAAUACAAGAGUAAAAAUGCAUACAAAUGUAGCUUACACCACUGCUGUCAGAAUCACUAACGUAGGGUAAGCGAUAGCUUGUUAUUUUCUUUUAGAGCUGUCUAAGGGUGACAUUAUUUUAUUAUAUUUUUAAUAUCCCAAUAAAUUACAAACAAUUGAAUAUAACUGUUGUAGUACACAAAAGAGGUUUUGGUUUUUAUUGAAAACUAAGCAUUACAAAUUGAAUAUAAAUCAUAUUCCCACAAAUAAAAUUGUAAAAGAGUCCCUGUUAAACAAACUUGAUUGAAAUAUUUGAUAGAAUUUAUACUAUUGGCAGACAGAUUUAGUACAAUAUCGUACUGUGCCAUGGACAUAACUGAUACGGACCGAUAAAUUGCUGAGUUCUUUUCUUUCCACUGGAUCAAACAUGGAGAUAAAUGAAGAUAAAAAUGCAAUGUUACCAAUUCAUUGGUUGAAUAAAAUUGUGGAAUUCUUUGGUAAAUGCUUGUUAGUGCUGCGAACUACUGCUAUGCCCAAAUUUCCUUGCGUUCUAGUAUCAGUUUAUUUGCUGUUGUGUAGACAAUUAUUAUAAUUGUGCUAUUUGAGGAUUUAUUAAGUUUAAAAAAGAAGGAGAUUGCUGUCCUGUUGAUGCUAGAAUCUUAUUAAUAUUAUCUACUUGGUCACACAUAGAGUUUGAAAACGUCUGCAUCUUUUCUGAUUGAUGUCUUACAAAGAUUUUUCUGGUGUUCGUUUGUUGAUAUUUAUGUGAAAAGGAAUUUAAUUAAACUGAAAGUUUAUAUUAUUAACUCCUAUUUGGCAGUUGGUAUUUAGUAACUACACCUGGCUCUUAGUUUUCACCGCUCACCUAAAGUCGUGGUUAUAGGGUCAUCUCAGUUGAAGCGGGAGGAUCAGAAAGGCAUAAUUUAUUGCUACAGUAAUGGUCUCACACCUUUCAACUUCUAAUCAUUACCUCACUUCCUGCGUUCCAUGUUCACUUUUUGUUCGUUUACAAUUCUUGGUCAUUUUAAUCUGUUAGCAACACCAGUCAACUAGCAACAAGUUUGAUGAGCCCUGAACAAUCGUACCUCAAAAAGUGUGAUAUUUCCAAUCUCUCUAUCAGAAGUUAGAGAUUAGAACUUAUAUUUGGAUCAAAAUCAACAAAAAAAGUUGAAAUAGAAAUGUUCUGAACAACUGUUUUCUCAUUCUGUUUGCAUAUAUGAGUGCACUUAAAAAUUUGCUUUCUAAUUUUGGUUUUAUUUUGACACUUCAAUAUUUGGACAUUUUCUCACUAUUCAUUUAAAAAAAUUUAAAGUGAUUCAACCAGUAAUUUGUUUGUGACAAGUACCAACACUUGCAGUUAAUGUAGAUCACUACUUAUUGCCAAUAAUUUUUAAACUUUUUGCAAUAAUAACAACAUUUUGUACUUUCUGGGACAGUUUCUGCAGCUUUCAUUGUACAGUCAGGCUGCUUUGGUGUACACCACUGGAAUGCAUCAUAAUAUUAGCUAAUUAGCGAAAAAUAGUUUUUAAAAUUAUUCUAUAUAGUGUUUAACACAUUAUAUAGGAUCAGACAGGUUCUUCUUAAAACUGUGUUGUCUGUACGAUAAAUACUAAGAGAAAAAUCUCAGCCACUUAAAACAAAGUACGAAGGUUCUUCUUGGUCUAGGGAAGAGCUCCAUUGAUUUUUGUGUCAGAGGGUCAAAGACCACCAUAGUUGUCCGAUCACUAAACAAAUGACAUGAAGACUUGAUGGACAUAGUACUUCUAAAUAUAUUAGUACCUAUAAAAACUUCUGUUAAGUUGGUUUAUUUUAAGUAAACUGAUUUUUUGUUCGUAAUAGAUACGAGUAUUCUGUAAAUUAGAAUGGAAAUAUUUAGACUGAAAAAAUACUAUGCUAUAAAGCCAGUUUUAUUUAUUAUUUAGUUUCCACCAAAGAAUGUAUCAGAUUUUGGGUGUUAGCGAUUUUGUGAAGAAAGGUUUAUUUACAAAUGAGUCAGUCAUUUUCUCUCUAUUUGCAAUUCAGUGCUAAAAUUUGAAUAAAAACAAUUCCUUUAGUUGUAAAUGAAUGUAUUGAAAAUCUUUAAAAAAGUUAUUAAAAUUAAAGUUAAUUAAAUUUAUUAGCCAAAUAAUUGUUUUGCAUAUAAGUUUCUGUAUUUAUCGAGUACUGUAAUAUUAAGCAUCAUAAUGCCUUGCGAACGUAAAUUUGAUACUCACCCCUAUUUUUACACCACUUUUCCAAUGAAUCCAUGUAACGUUUAUAUUUUAGUACCAUUGUAAUGCUACUGUGAAGAUUAUUGGUAGAAAUACCCCAUGCUUUAUAUUUACGACUAACAUAUUUUGUAGUGAUUCGUCUUCUACUGACAGUGUAAUUACGUGGGUUAAGCUUAUCUACAGUUUUAUUUAAUGUGUAGUUAGUUAGAUAUAUGUUGUACAUAGAUGUCAUUAGUUGUUACUUAAGUUUUCACUAAUACUAGUUGUAUUUCUGUUUAAUUUUCUCUACAAAAACUGUUUAAUUGUGGUUUAAUUUUAGUAAGUAAAGUGUAUUAUUAAAUAGACAAAAUGUUUAAAUAGUUCAUCUUUUUUAUAGUCGUUUGAAGUAAACGUUAUACUAUAAAAUUUAACACAGUUCAAGUUAAUUUGUUUUAAUUGCACAAAUGGGAGUGUAUAAACUACAUAUUUUUAAUAUAAACAAAUUACGUUGAAUUUCGGUUUAGUAAAUGAUAUACAUCUCUAUUUUUGAGUAAUUAAUCAAGUAACUUUAAUCUAAAAAGAAAUAGUUGAAAAUUUUGUAUAAAUAAACCAUUACUUCCUACGGUUUGUGUAUUUAUUAUAAAUUUGGCUACUUAACAGUGAAACUGUAUCACUAACAGUUUGCAAUCUGAUAGUUUGGAUUCUGUGCAGAAAAGUAAGACAAUCACAUUGCAAUAAAUUUAUCCUAUAAGUAAUCCAAGUGAAUAAAGUAUCCUAAUGUUUCAUAGGAAAUGUUGAUGAUUUUUCUAAAUUCCUUCAAUAAUAAAGUUCAGUAGAUCAGCACUGUAUUUAAAUUUAUAAUUUUAACUUUUUCUUUAGUGUUUGUCCACAACAUGUGCUGUACAUUGGUCAAAUCUCUUAAAACAACUUAAUAACUUUGAUUGGAUUUAGUUAGACUGCUAAACAGUUAUUCUAAGAUUAGAGUUAAAUAGUUUUAAAUGCUACCUUUAUUUGAAAGGAACAAACAACUUGUAUUACUCAAUAAUAAAAUUAUUAUUUAAUAAUAAGCAAUAAGUUUACUUUUGAUUGCGCUGUGCAAGUUUAUUUCUUGAUAUUUAAUUGAAUCAGCAAAUUCUUGGAAGUACAAUACAUUAAAAUAUUAAACUGAAUAAAUUUAAAAACAUGAAUGCUUAAUGGUUUUAUUAAUGAUUCUAUAGUAUACUUGAUUAACAUUUGAACAGACAGCCCUUUUUAGUAAUACUAUGUUUAUGUGAAUGUUUUUCCCUGUUAUUUAAAAGUGUUCAUUACUUUAUUAUAUAAGAUAAAAUAUAUAAGAUUCUGUAGUUUAUACAUUCUAUGUUUCACUCAUGAAAAUUUCUAAUGUUUAGUGUAAAAAACAUAUUUAAUUUAAAUAAAUUCUAUCUUAAACCGUUAUGUUUUACUGCCAUUAACCUCACUAUUGUAUUUCUUACUUAAUUUACUUAGUCAUUUUAAUCCAUGUGCCAUAACAAAGUUAAGGUGCACACAACCUUGUUCUGUGUUUAUUUACCUCAAUUUAGUCAUUUACAAACCAAUUAAUGACUUGUACAUAAGACAACGUUGUCGUUGGUUUUUUUUUUCUUGUAAAGUAUAUUUUUUAAACAAGAAGAAUUGUUUUGUAAAAAUCUUUUAAAUUGUACAAAUUUGUUAAAUAUAGUCUUGUUU
Messenger RNA from Homalodisca vitripennis (glassy-winged sharpshooter), 7025 nucleotides. RefSeq names its product serine/threonine-protein kinase STK11 (gene Lkb1). Gene Ontology annotation, molecular function: protein serine/threonine kinase activity; protein kinase activator activity; ATP binding. Gene Ontology annotation, biological process: regulation of Wnt signaling pathway; positive regulation of vesicle transport along microtubule; protein phosphorylation. Lineage: Eukaryota; Metazoa; Arthropoda; Insecta; Hemiptera; Cicadellidae. The record is from RefSeq and is a predicted model, not a curated record. Bases 123 to 1415 code for a protein of 430 amino acids. The transcript has 7 exons. Gene Ontology annotation, cellular component: nucleus; cytoplasm.